AUGUCCAAAGCGACGCAUGAAGACUAUGUCAACAAGUACGGACGGAAUAUCAGGAUCAAGGGCCUCGGACGCUUCGAGGACCGUCUUCUCACAACGGACCCGGUUGCGCUGGGCUACGUCUUAAACCAUCCGAAACUAUACGAAAAGCCCUGGCAAUCGAGACGAGUAAUAUCACGACUCAUUGGCGAAGGAAUGCUUGCCGCCGAAGGCCCAGAACACAAACGCAUGCGAGGUGUCGGCAACCCUGCUUUCUCCGUGCAGAAUAUGCGCGCGUUCGUUCCCAUCACGUUCAAAAAGGCGUUUGAACUAAGGGACAAGUGGAACUCCAUGAUUGACCAAUCCAACUCCAAAUCGACGGAGGAGAAAGAGGGAAUGUCCAAUGAAUCGAAACAAUUAGAAGCGAAGCUUGACGUGUGCCACUGGAUCAGUCGUGCAACUUUCGAUGUCAUUGGUCUGGCCGGAUUUGACUACAGUUUCUCUGCGAUCCAACAUGAAACAAAUGAGCUAUUCAUGGCCUACAAAGAUAUGUUCGAGAUUGCCGUUUCCCGUGGCGAAACCCUUUUGGAUAUUGCAAUCGUCUAUUUCCCCUGGCUUGAGGAAUAUUUCCCGAAUGAAAAGACUCGUACGGACCAGCGCUCGCAAGAGAUUAUCAACCGAGUCGGUACACAAAUCAUAAAGGAAAAGACGAGACGAGUUGUCGAAGGCGAGGCGAACGGCUCGGAAUAUAAAGGGAUCGACUUCCUCACUCUUCUUAUUAAAUCCAACCUCGCGAAGAACACUCCAGAACACAUGCGCAUAUCCGACGAAGAACUCCUUGCCAAUGUCAACACGUUCUUCUUCGCCGGUUCAGACACAACCUCGCUCGCGCUCACCUGGAUAUUAUACCACCUCGCCGCCCAUCCGAAGAUUCAAGACCGACUUCGAGCCGAGCUUCGCGCUUUCACGGAGGCUGGUCAUGACAUUCCGUCUGAUCCCGAAAGUCCUGACUGGCAAAAUCUCUGGAGUGGUCUUGACGAAUUGCCGUUCCUCAACAACGUUAUCCGGGAGACACUCCGCCUAAUUCCACCCGUACAUAGCUCCAUACGCGUCGCUGUGGAGGAUGGUGUGAUCCCUACCGUGGACGCUAUCAAGAUGCGAGACGGGAGUGUACAAUAUGGGAUAAAUAUCCAGGAGGGCCAGUUUAUACAUGUUCCUAUUGAGAGCAUGAAUGUCGAUAAAGGUGUUUGGGGCGAGGAUUCUUGGUCAUUCAACCCGGACAGGUGGGAUGACUUACCUGAUGCUGUACUGGACCAACCUGGGUUGUACAACCACACGUUGUCUUUCUCUUCUGGACCUAGAGCAUGCAUCGGGAUGAAAUUCUCCGUCAUCGAAAUGAAGAGCUUCCUUCACGUCCUCUUAACAAACUUCGCCUUUGACCGAGAUGAAGGCGAGCGUAUCUUCGCUGCCAACGUUGUUUUGACCCGACCAUACGUGGCCGGGAAGUUCAUAGAAGGCAGCCAAUGCCCACUUUACGUUUCUCGCAUUUAA
Molecule: messenger RNA, 1527 nt
Organism: Fomitiporia mediterranea MF3/22
Lineage: Eukaryota; Fungi; Basidiomycota; Agaricomycetes; Hymenochaetales; Hymenochaetaceae
Product: cytochrome-450 hydroxylase
Exons: 9
Coding region: 1-1527 (508 amino acids)
Molecular function (GO): oxidoreductase activity, acting on paired donors, with incorporation or reduction of molecular oxygen; monooxygenase activity; iron ion binding
Source: RefSeq, a predicted model, not a curated record